Molecule: messenger RNA, 1035 nt
Organism: Durusdinium trenchii
Lineage: Eukaryota; Dinophyceae; Suessiales; Symbiodiniaceae
Source: the annotation of a GenBank genome assembly
AUGCGACUAGGGGUUUCUUCUGGCCUUACUACUAGCAACAAGGACGCUACUAGUAACACGAUGUCUUUCAAUAAUUCGCGCACAGGGCCACUGUCGCAGCGAGGCCGAACCCCGCUGCUGCUAGCAGCUGAUUGCGGGCAGUUGAAUGUCCUGGAAGUCUUGUUGAAGAAUGGUGCUAACCAGGCGGCAACCACAUCUGAAGAGGAUUUUCGUUGGACAGCUUUGCAUCUAGCAGCUCUCAAGGGUCGUGAGAAGAUUGUGGUUGCCUUGCUUGAAGCUGGUGCUGAGAAGGAUUGCCAAGACAGAGGUGGUCAGACAGCUUUAAUGUGGGCAGCUGUGAAUGGCCACGUGGAAGUGGUUCGGCUCUUGUUGGAUGCAGGCGCCGAGAAGGAUUGCCAAGACAGAGAUGGUUUCACGGCUUUAUCAUAUGCAGCUGAAAUUCGCCACGUGGCAAUGGUGCAGCUCUUGUUGAACGCCGGCGCUGACAAGGACUUACAAAGCCAAAGCGGUUGGACCGCUUUAAUGCGGGCAGCUGGCGAAGGCCGCGUGGAAAUGGUGCAGCUCUUGUUGGAUGCCGGUUAUACCGCUUUGCUGUGGGCAGCUGGCAAUGGCCACGUGGAAAUAGUGCAGCUCUUGUUGGAUGCCGGCGCCGACAAGGCCCGCAACUUAGUCGAGGUUGGACCCCUUUGCUGCGGGCAGCUGGGAACGGCGACGUGGAAGUGGCACGUCUCUUGUUGGACGCCGGCGCCAACAAGGAAUUGCAAGAAGAAACUGGUCAGGGUGCUCACAUCGAUGUUGAGAUCAUGUCCACCGUUUUCCGUGAUGCGUGAAGUACGUUAUACCGCUUUGAUGGGGGCAGCUGACAAUGGCCACGUGGAAAUGGUGCAGCUCUUGUUGGACGCCGGCGCCAACAAGGAAAUGAAAGACACAAUUGGUCUCACCGCUUUGCUGUGUGCAGCCGGCAAUGGCCACGUGGCAGUGGCGCAGCUCUUGUUGGAUGCCGGCGCCGACAAGGCGCAGGGAUGGAUGGUGUGA